AUGCGGUGGGUGCUGGACACACGCCGUCUUGGACGCCGUUCGCGCCGAAUGGACCUCUCGACGGUUGCUGCGACGGGCUUUGCGCCAUCGACGCCUCCGCACGCAUGGACCCCGGAGACUUUUGCGUCCUACUUGGCCAACGAGACGCCCAAGUUUGUCGCGUUCGUUCACAGCAGCUUGCUGGCGCUCCAGACGCCUGGGUCGUCUGCAUGCCACCUGCGCUUCCUCGACAAGAUGCAGAUCGAGCAAGCGUCUGCGUGGACUUUGGACCAUAUUUGCUACCGCUGCGAAGAGGAGGCCGAGUACACGCACUUGGCGCGCACGGUCUUGCCCGCCAUGGCGACGCUGCUCGUCGAGUCGGAGGUCGGCGGGCGCCCCAUCGCGACGUUCAAGCUCCACGCUGCGAUUCCCCUUGCAGGCGGCUGCAGCGUCGAUGUGCUCGAGGUCCCGAUGCCCAAGCGCGGGUCCUUCUACAAGCGCGGCCUCGAGCACGCCGAGAUCGUUGUGCCCUUUGACCUCGUUCAGUUUAUCAAGGCGCAAAAGAACGAUGAGAUCGUGUGGGACCUCAAAGGCAUGGCGAAGGACUUCAACCGCGAGGCUCGCAUCGCACUCGGCGCCAACUAUAGCGUCAAGUUUCACGAGCAGACGCUCGAAUCUGUGAUCGCCGAGGAGUUGCGCUUACUGCAGCACGAGUCGUCGUAAUGACAAAC
This is a messenger RNA of Saprolegnia parasitica CBS 223.65, 710 nucleotides long. RefSeq lists its product as hypothetical. NCBI's taxonomy places the organism in Eukaryota, Oomycota, Saprolegniomycetes, Saprolegniales, Saprolegniaceae. The record is from RefSeq and is a predicted model, not a curated record. The transcript is spliced from 3 exons. Bases 1 to 702 code for a protein of 233 amino acids.